UGUACAUCAUAUAUUAUAUAAUCAAAUCAUGUCUGCUACUACUAAAACUAUCACAAUCCUUCCAGGGGACCACGUUGGUACUGAAAUUUGUGCUGAAGCUGUCAAGGUCCUUCGUGCUAUUGAAGCCAACACCCCACAUCGUCAAGUAAAGUUUGAAUUUCUUAACCAUGUAAUUGGUGGUGCUGCCAUUGAUGCUACUGGUGUUCCAUUACCAGCUGAGUCUCUUGAAGCCGCUAAGCGUUCUGAUGCUGUUCUUCUUGGAGCUGUCGGUGGUCCUAAGUGGGGUACCGGUGAUGUUAGACCAGAACAAGGUCUUUUGCAAAUCCGUAAAGAACUCAACCUCUACGCCAACUUGAGACCAUGUAACUUUGUUUCUGAAUCACUCUUGGAAUUGUCUCCAUUGAAGUCUGAAAUUGUACGUGGUACCAACUUUACAGUUGUCCGUGAAUUGGUUGGUGGUAUUUACUUUGGUGAACGUCAAGAACAAUCUGAAAGCGCCGAUGGUCAAUCUGCUUGGGAUACCGAAAAGUACUCGGUUCCAGAAGUCGAACGUAUCACCCGUAUGGCUGCCUUCAUGGCCUUGCAACACAACCCACCAUUGCCAAUUUGGUCUUUGGACAAGGCCAACGUAUUGGCCUCUUCUCGUUUAUGGCGUAAGACUGUGGACAGAGUUAUUUCUGAAGAGUUCCCAAAAUUGACCGUGCAACAUCAAUUGAUCGAUUCUGCUGCUAUGAUUUUAGUUCAAAGUCCAAAGAAGUUGAACGGUAUUGUCAUCACUUCCAACAUGUUCGGUGACAUCAUCUCUGAUGAAGCCUCUGUUAUCCCAGGUUCCUUGGGUCUUCUUCCAUCUGCCUCCUUGGCCUCCCUCCCAGACACAAACUCCGCUUUCGGUUUGUACGAACCAUGUCACGGUUCUGCUCCAGAUUUACCUUCCAACAAGGUAAACCCUGUUGCUACCAUCUUAUCCGUUGCUAUGAUGUUGCGUUUAUCCUUGGAUAUGCUUCCAGAAGCUGAAGCUUUGGAAAAGGCUGUUGGCCGUGUCAUUGAUUCCGGUGUUCGUACCGCUGAUCUCCGUGGUUCAAGCUCCACUCAAGAAGUCGGUGACGCUGUUGUCGAUGCUGUUGCCAAAAUUUUGGCUGAACAAAAAUAGAGCUCCAUCCCCGCUGGCGCUCUAUAUCUGCCAUUCCUCUUAGCGGGCUAAAUAGGUUAAUGAAAGGCA
Molecule: messenger RNA, 1219 nt
Organism: [Candida] anglica
Lineage: Eukaryota; Fungi; Ascomycota; Pichiomycetes; Serinales; Debaryomycetaceae
Source: the annotation of a GenBank genome assembly